Messenger RNA from Thlaspi arvense, 429 nucleotides. Lineage: Eukaryota; Viridiplantae; Streptophyta; Magnoliopsida; Brassicales; Brassicaceae. The record is from the annotation of a GenBank genome assembly.
AUGCUGAGGCUAUUGAAGAAGGAACGCUUAUCUCGGUUAUUGGCGUCGGAGAUUGCAAGGGGAGGAAUCAAUAGUUCAAGAGAAGCUGACAGGCUUGUAUUCUUUGCAACGGAAACACAGUACAAAACCCAUGUGGAUGGCUCAAUUCCAGUCCUUGUGAAAUCUUAUAAUUGGAUGGAAACUGCUGAAGAGAUCGAUGACUUGUUUUUAGGUGAUGCAGAGGUGUGGAGGAGACCAGCUAUAGGGCAUGCUGGUCCUACGGGAGGAGACUUCCCACUAGUCACAAGAGAAGGGCAUAAUGUUCUAGAUGUUAUUUUUACAUCUCCAAUACUAAACCUUGCUGAAGUUGCUAAAAGUCUUGAGAAUAUUGCUGGAGUUGCAGAUCAUGGGUCAUCUCUAAGAUUCCGUGAGUUCAAAGCUCCCUCUUAA